AUGGAUGAGGCAUGGCGUAAAAUAGCUUUCGACCACGAUGCUUUUUUAAGAGCAUUGUCUGCAGAGGAUGAUGCACAGGGACAUAAUUACAUCAGGUCAGUAUGGAAACCUCCUCCGCAAGGGAGUAUAAAACUGAAUACGGAUGGAAGUUGGAAGCAAGGUAGCAAUCAGGUGGGGGGAGGUGGACUUUUCCGUGGCCCAGAUGGAGUUUGGGUUCGCGGCUUUGUGUCUUUGGAUACCGGGGACAACGCAUUCCUGGCCGAGGUUAGAGCUCUUCGAGAUGGUCUUCACAUAGCUUGGGCACAGGGAUACAAAGACAUCAUUGUAGAAAUGGAUUGCAAGGAGGUUCUGAAAGAGCUAACCAACACAGCUAGCCACAGUUUUUGCCCUAUGUUAGGUGAGAUAGCCUCUUUACUAAGACAACAGUGGAAGGUGCAUGUGCAAUGGAUUCCCAGGGAUUGUAAUAUGGCAGCCGAUUGUUUGGCGCAUAUAGGUGGGACAGCUAGUUCUAGUGGUUUACACAUUCUUGAGAGACCCCCGGUGGAAGUUGAACCUUUCAUCUUGAGGGACUCGUUUUCUUGCUUGUAG
Messenger RNA from Lotus japonicus, 588 nucleotides. RefSeq lists its product as uncharacterized. Bases 1 to 588 code for a protein of 195 amino acids. The transcript has a single exon. NCBI's taxonomy places the organism in Eukaryota, Viridiplantae, Streptophyta, Magnoliopsida, Fabales, Fabaceae. The record is from RefSeq and is a predicted model, not a curated record. Gene Ontology annotation, molecular function: RNA-DNA hybrid ribonuclease activity; nucleic acid binding.